AUGUCGCCGGCCUAUCGCUCGCUCUUGCUCUCCUGCCUGCUGUUUCUCGCCUCCGCACAGGAGCCGGAUCUCUCUUCUCUCAUGGGAGGCAUGGGCGGCAUGGGCGGCAUGGGCGGCGGCGACAUGGGCGGAAUGGGCGACAUGAUGGGCGGGAUGGGCGGGAUGGGCGGGAUGGGCGGGAUGGGCGGGAUGGGCGGCGGCCCUCCUCCAAAGCCGGAGCCCCGAAUGGAGGAUGUGCCGCUGAUUCAGUGCGCCGCGUGCAAGGCGACGGUGCGUCGCGCGUUUCACGUCGCCAAGACGCUCCGCGCCGGCGGCAAGGGUGCGUCGGAGAUGUCGCUGCUCACCGCGAUCGCACCGCUCUGCGACACGAGCGCCGAGGCCGGCGAGUGGCUCCACGACUAUGAUAUGCAGGAGCAGACCGACGGGACGGUCGCGCUGAAGCGCAUGAGCUCGCAUGGCGAGUGCGGCGUCGAGUGCAUUGGACCGCGGCACCUGUGCGGCGUCGAGUGCGCGACGGCCGGCGCGGCGUGCCAGCGUGUGCUGGACGAUGUGGAUUCGGAGCUGGCGGAGAAGCUCUUUGGGGACGCCUACUCGUCGCACGACACCCUCGUCGCCGAGGUGUGCGGCUCCCCAACGGCGGGCGCCGGCCUCGCGAAGCUCUCGGGCAACUGCGGGCAGCCGCAGCCUGUUGCGCCACCAAACAGGCCUGUGGGCGAAGAGUUCCUUCGGCGGGCGAAGGAGGCGCCGCCGCCGCCGCCGGAGAAGAAGAAGGCCAAGAAGAAGAAGAAGAAGAAGAAGAAGAAGGAAACGUCGGCGGACAAGUCGGAGCUGUAA
This is a messenger RNA of Emiliania huxleyi CCMP1516, 834 nucleotides long. RefSeq lists its product as hypothetical. The transcript is spliced from 3 exons. The record is from RefSeq and is a predicted model, not a curated record. Bases 1 to 834 code for a protein of 277 amino acids. NCBI's taxonomy places the organism in Eukaryota, Haptophyta, Isochrysidales, Noelaerhabdaceae.